Talaromyces stipitatus ATCC 10500 is the source of this 414-nucleotide messenger RNA. RefSeq lists its product as uncharacterized. Lineage: Eukaryota; Fungi; Ascomycota; Eurotiomycetes; Eurotiales; Trichocomaceae. The coding region runs from base 1 to 414 and encodes 137 amino acids. The transcript has 2 exons. The record is from RefSeq and is a predicted model, not a curated record.
AUGGAUUGGCUCGUGUCCCAUAACUUUAACGUAAGCGCUAGGAUCAUCGGCUGCAGCCCGCUUCAUAUCCUAAUUUCUGGUAGGCCCAAGCGCAACGUCCUCGCCGCACCCAGCACAUUCCUGGAGUAUCCUUCACAGCGAGAAGCCAAAUCUGAUCAAUUAUGUUUCAUCUCUUCAUGGGACAUGGAUAAGACUUAUGAUGAGCAUCCGCCAAUCUAUCUCCAUUAUCUCAUUGACUGGAAGGUUAAACUGAACAACCGAACAGUUACAAAAGUCACGGAACCAGACGUGGUCCUUGCACCUGGUGCAUACUGGCAAAAGGUUUUAAAGAAGGUUGAACGCGUGAAAGCCGAAAAGUAUUUAGUGACCGACGCGCUCGGUUGGAGGAUACUACAGUCAUGGCUUCUGUAUUGA